AUGGCAGCUACCAGUUCACUCUCUGAAGAGGACUUGCUUUGUCCUCUGUGCAGUCAGAUUUACUCGCUUCCUGUGCUUCUUAAUUGUGGCCACAAUUUCUGCAAAGUUUGUUUGGGGAAAUCUCAGGAAUGGAAAGAAUACAGAGUAUGUCCUGUGUGUCGCUACGUGGCUGCUCCUGGGAAACCUCCCAUCAAUUUGGAACUAAAGAUAGCUGUGGACGAAUAUCAAGAGCAGAAGAACACCAGGGAUCUGGAGGUUUGUUGUACUCACCUGCAAAAGAUGACCCUUUUUUGUCACAAUGAUGAAGAGCCCAUCUGUCUCGCCUGCCAAUCAUCUAUGAGGCAUAAAGUUCAUGAGUGCAGUGCGGUGGAGGAGGCUGCAAGAAAGAAAAAGACUGAAAUUUCUGACUUGUUGGAGCCUUUAAAGAAAAAACUGAGAGUGCUCACCAAAACAAAGGAUCAGUGGGAGGAAACAAAGAACUACAUACAGACCCAAGCUUUUCAGUGUGAGAGAGCGAUUAAAGAGGAGUUUGAGCAGUUACACCAGUUCCUGCAGAAGGAGGAGAGCAAAAGACUGAAGGCACUCAAACAGGAGGAGGAAAUGAAGAAGGAGGUGAUGAGUAAGAAGCUGGAUAACAUCAAAGACCAGAUCAGGACCCUCUCGAAGACCAUCAGUGAUACUGAGAAGUCUCUCAGAGGGAGAGACUUAGCUUUUUUACAGGACUACAAGCAGACAAAGAAAAGUGUCAAAUGCAUCAUUCGUGAACCGGAGUGCAUCAGAGACAUCCUGAUCAACUCUGCACAACAUUUGGGGUUACUGAGGUACAAAGUCUGGAGGAAGAUGGCUGACAUCAUCAAUCACGUCCCCAUCACUCUGGAUCCAAACACAGCCCAGUCCAACCUGAGGAUCACCGAAGAGCUUACCUGUAUGGAGUACAGCAAUAAGCAACUCCUACCUGACAAUCCUGAACGCUGCACCAACCGCGUGUGUGUGCUGGGAGCUGCUGGCUUCACGUGGGGAAAGCACAGCUGGACUGUAGAUGUGGGCCAAGGCAAAGACUGGAACAUCGGAGUGGUCCAGGAGUCCAUCAACAGGAAGACUGCUGUCUUCCUCAACCCCACUGAGGGAUUCUGGGUGAUCAGUCUGCAAAAUGGAGACUCGUACUGGGCUGAGACCUCACCUCGUACCAAGCUUGUGUUGAAGCAGAAACCUGAAAAGAUUACUGUCAAAGUGGACUACGACAAAGGAAAAGUAGCCUUCAUCAAUGCAGUCGAUUUGACGACAAUCCACAUAUUCAAUGACAGAUUUACAGAGAAGCUUUUCCCCUACUUCUCUCCUGGACUCUAUAAUGAGGAGAAAAUCUCCAGCCCACUGAAAAUCUGUUCUCUGAAGAUACAGGUGCAAUUGGAGUAAACUCACAUGCAACAGAAGCUCUGU
Molecule: messenger RNA, 1437 nt
Organism: Cheilinus undulatus (humphead wrasse)
Lineage: Eukaryota; Metazoa; Chordata; Actinopteri; Labriformes; Labridae
Product: zinc-binding protein A33-like
Exons: 6
Coding region: 1-1413 (470 amino acids)
Molecular function (GO): protein binding; zinc ion binding
Source: RefSeq, a predicted model, not a curated record